UGCCUAUAAUUAGCAGCAAUUAAAAGAAGUGCCUAAGUGAUAACUAAUCCCAAGAAAAUAGCUCCUUCAAAGAAAAAUGAAUGUUCCUAAAGGAUUCUUGAACUAUCUUUUAUACUUUAUCAUCUUCUUUCCAAUCUUUUUGUUUCUAUUUUUUCUUGGAUGCAUCAAAGGUGCUAUUUUCAGUCCCUUUGUUUUUCUGGUAAUUGCAUUUGGUGAUACUGGUAUAGUCAUUGGUUUAUGGCCCCUUCACCUUAUAUGGAGCAUCUACUGCAUAAUAAAAUCAAAGAGGUUUGGCCCAUAUAUGAAAUGCCUAUUGAUUUUACUAGUUCCACUACCAAUAGCUUUGUGGACUGUUGUUGGAGUUGUUGGGAGUGCGAUUAUGGGUGCUAUGUAUGGUUUCAUUUGGCCUGUCAUGGAGACAUUUCGGGCUAUCAGCAAGGAAGGUUCAAUUUGUAUGAAGUUGAUUAGAUGCUUUACUGAUGGCACUUGGUCCUGUGUUCGGGGAGCAUGCACAGUUGUCCGUGAUUUUGCUGACUUUUCCUUCCACUCGUACUUCUCUGUUAUGGAUGAGCUGCUGGAGUCGAAGGGGGAGGAGCCUAUUGAACUCAAGGUCACCCAGAUACCUGGAUGCAUACUGGCAGCAAUUCUAGGAAUUGUGGUUGAUGUUCAUGUCAUCACCAUAAUAGUUCUGUUAAAAGCACCUUUAAUGCUGUUGAAAGGUUGGCACCGGCUAAUACAAGAUCUUAUAGGAAGGGAAGGCCCAUUUUUGGAGACUGUGUGUGUUCCCUUUGCCGCACUUUGGAUUCUGUUAUGGCCUAUUAUGGUUCUGCUGGCGAUUGCAGCAGGCAUAAUAUCAAGUCUUGGUUUUGGCUGUUUUGCUGCAGUUGUUGCAUAUCAGGAGAAUUCCACUAAGAGAGGGUUGCUUUAUGUAAUUGCCUCUGCCUCUAUAUUUGAUGAGUACACCAAUGAUUUACUUUUCUUGCAAGAAGGCUCCUGCUUCCCCAGGCCCAGAUAUCGAAAAGGGGCUACUUCCAGUUCUUCACUGCUUCCUGUGAAGGGACUGCAUGAACGGUUUGAAGCUGCUUAUGUUGGUGAACAAUUAGUAACGACUACUACAGAUAAAGCCACCUCACUGAAGGCCGCAAUGAUAUGGGAUAGUUUCUUCAAAACAUUUGAAGAUAUAGGGAAAGAGCUUCUCAGAAUGGGAGCCAUUGGAAUGCCAGAUCUGGAUGCCUGGGCAGACUCAAAAUCAAAGAUCGUCGACAAUGGAAUUCCUGCGUAUGCAUUUCUUGAAUGCCUCCUCCGCUCUUUCAAGCAUGGCUCCUAUGGUUUAAUCCUGCGUGACAAAGUUGAGAUAACAAGAUUGAAUAGACCAGAAGGACGAAUUUUUGAUUGGCUCUAUGAGCCAAUGUGCAUCAUGAAGGAGCAAAUCAGCAGUCUAAAAUUAGAUGAAUCUGAGGAGCUGUACUUUUACAAACACUGCCUGUAUGGUGGCGAUGAAAAAAGAAUAAAAUCUUGGCUGAAUGGUGGCACUCCCCCAUCUGAUGAGAUCAAAAGAGCCCAGUUGGAGGGUAUUAGUAGAAGAUUGCAAGGUUUCUGUUUGACGCUGUCACGGCUGCCAACAUCAAGGCGUCGCUUCUGUGAAGUUGCGAAGGCUAUUGAGCUGGAAGCAAAGAACUCUAGCAUCCUAGCCGGCGGAGAUGACUUGGAGGCAGCUAGAUAGGUUCUCUCUGCAUCUCACACUUGUAUAGAAAUGAUCGGAAUGAAUCUGCUAUUGUUACUCAUAGAGGAUGUUUAAGCCUCGUAGCUUGUUUUGUGAACUAGUUAACAGUCACCGGAAAAUAUAUUUGUAAAAAACAUUUAUACGUAGGGAAAAUGUAUGAUGCCCCAUAUCAAUGAAAACAUCUGAUAUCUGACACGUUCUCAUAAAA
Molecule: messenger RNA, 1931 nt
Organism: Populus nigra (black poplar)
Lineage: Eukaryota; Viridiplantae; Streptophyta; Magnoliopsida; Malpighiales; Salicaceae
Exons: 10
Coding region: 77-1723 (548 amino acids)
Source: RefSeq, a predicted model, not a curated record